AUUUAUUAUUGAAGUAUACGCAGCGUUUUCUGUACAUGUAUAAAGAGGGAUGGAUGAGUACCCACCAUUCCGUUUGGAGGCGCUGCUAUUAACAUUAAAUAUAACGCUUACGCUUAUUGUAAUGCUAGGCGCCUGUCUGUGUUGCAAAAGGAAAGUGCCAAAAAAUGAUAUGCUUGGACUGGAGGGUAUGGUCAAGCUGAAGAAUCCUGACGAAGUGAUUGUAGUUAGUAGCAAUAAUGCCGCAGGCAACAGCCUAGUACGCAACAGUGAAUCACAGGCAGAGCUAAAUGCAUCUACAGUAUCGAAUGCUGACUCAGAAAAGCGUUCAAGUACAGCGGCGCACCGCAGCUUGCCGGACAUACCCGUGGCCGAGAGUAACGACAAUGGCUCUGAAUUGUAUGAAACGGUUGCUGACAAACAACUGUUGGAUGCACGUAACGAGCGAAGUCAAAGUCCUCAGCCCAGCUUGAAGAAGCAGACGAGCAUAUCGCAGCACAGCUCGAUUAGCCAAGCGGACGAUGUGAGCUCACCAUACUCGCGUGUCAAGGGCUUGCCCCACGAUUAUGCGAAAGUACGAACCACCGAGCAUCCGUAUGCCCAACUAAAUGCGCCGUCCACCUCGGGGGCCGCGGCAACAGCAACAGGCGCUAGUGCAUCCAACGCGAGUGUAGUCGCACAGCAUGGAGCCGAUGGAUUGCAGCGCGGCUCGCAGCACAGCGAAGGGUCCGCACAGCACAUUAACGAGGCGCCUCAGGCAGAAAUUCCUGCAGCAUCGGCUAUUGCGGGCAUGAUUUCGGCAAGUCAAGACUUGCCAUACAUGACGCCGCCCAUUGCGGGUCAGCAUUUUAGUGGUGACUCGCAGGACUCAUCCAAGGGUUACACAAGUAUUAGUGUGCGAGAGCCAUUGGCCAACAUAUUGGCGCAGCAGCCAGGCGGGAAGCCAACGUCAAGAAAUGCAGCACUUUCUCGCAAUGUAAGUGAUUCCCAUUACGCCACCGUCUCGGAUGACUCAGAUGAAACUUAUGCCGCAAUUGAGGAUCCGAAUAACAGAAAUAUUCCAAAUGCCACCGACAUUUAUACGAGUGGCUCCGAAACCUACGCACAAAUUCAGCCCAUGCAGCAGAAUCCGAUUAUCGUUGCCGUCGAAAUUAACCAGAGUAACAAUAUGCAGCCAUCUAGUUUGAUGAUCGGUAAAAGUACGGCGGGUAUUAGCACGCAAUUGAUGCUAAGCCAUAGUGGUGGAAGCUCAACGCAUAGGCCACAAAGCAGCAGCAUGGAACACGCUGGGCCCAUUCCACCGCCUGUAGACAGUCUGCGCGCACAAAUGCACUCGCGGCAGGCCUCCUCGUCUUCUAAUAAUAGUUCAUCGGUUUGCAAUCUCGGAUCGCCCAAGCCAGAGAAGCGGCAAGCAAAUUCUCCCCUGCCUCCAACACCGAAAGGCAGCAGUCAGGCGCAUCAACAUCAUCUGCAUGCCACAAGCAACAGCAAUUUAACCUCAGGUCGCAACUCGGUCAUUUCUGUGAUCGAGGCUAGCGCUGGCGUCGAAGCUAACGAAGCGGAAGUGGUGGAUGCUUCGCCGCAGCGCAAGCACAGCAAGAGCCUCAGUCCCUCUAAAGAUAUUGAGGGCAUGUAUGCUAAGGUAAUGAAAAAGCACAAGCUUUCGCGAAAUUCUCCUUCCUCGCAAAGCAAUUCACCAAUAAUGUCGCGCAAGCAACAGCACCAUGAACUGGGUAUAAGUCCCUUAGAUAGCACCGCUGCCCAGCUUAUGGAUGCGCAAAAGAUUUCAAUAAAUUCUGAGCGAAGUCGCGUGCGCAGCAAUAGCUAUUCCGCAAAGGAUCACGGCUAUGAAACCAUACCCGCCGAUGGACAUAGUCACCACGGUCAGCCCAACACAAAUACCGCCCUUCACGAGAAUCGCAAGUCCGAUUGCUAUGCAGCGAACAUGCUGCAAAAGGAGCGACAACAGGAAACAGCAUCUAGCGCACAGAUACACACAAACGCCCUGUUGGCCAACAACAGCAGCAGUCACAACAACCACAGCCACAACCACAGCAAAAGCAUCGGUGAGAAGCACUACGAGACUAUUGUUAGUCCGCCGACGCGCCACAACGAUCCUGGUUACGAGCAGCUACAGUCGCCGCAUGACGAUGAUGCGAAGAAAUCUGAAUACGACCCCAACUACGAGGUGCUAAAAAGCCGUGAUCAUUCGGACGAUGGCUAUGCCAAGGUGCUGGAGAAGAAGCGCGCACCCAACCUUCUAGAUAGCGACGCUGUGGAUAGUAGCAGCGGCUAUAGCACUAUUUUAGGUGCCGAUGCGAAUCACAAUUAUGCCAGUAUUUUGGAAACCAAAGCAGCUGCUGCUGCUGCCACACCUGCCAGCGCUAUUGUUCUUAUCACAGGAGAAGGGGAACCAUCAGCUGUUGCAACCGCUGUAGAGACUGAAACGGAGAUAGACCACUAUGCUCGGAUAGCGGAGACAGGACACCAUCUUCCUCCAAGUGUGGUUACCACUCCAGGCAGUGCCACCAGCCAUUUGGUGCUGACGUCACCUACAUCGCCGAACGGUUCCUCGCUUAUGCAUCACAGCUCAUCAAUAACAACGGUGACGACCAGCACAAGCAAUAUGAGUUCGCGACAGACGCCGAUUUCCUCGCAAUAUGAGUCGCUAACGGGCAGUGAAACGGAUCCCAACUACGAGUCUGUUUGCUAUCUGAACACGACGACUACAAACCCAACGACGACGAGCAGUGGCAACAGCACAAGUGCGGAGCACGCCUAUGAGAGGCUAGAGACAGAUACCCAAGCCAGCAGUCCGCUAACUCCGGAUGCGCUAGAAGCGCGUCAGCAUUUGAACAGAAGCGGUAGCAGCAGUGCCGGAGGUUGCCGCAUGCCUAAUGAGGGAAUUGUAGAUGAUUACUUUCAAGUGUAGCAGUGAGCUGGAUCUCAAUGGUCGGUCGGACCGCUCCACCCACACAUAUACACACGCACGUACACCCAGCCGUUUUGCUUAGCAACCGUUGCACAUACAUACAUUAUUAUUCAUGCACAUAUCAUUGAUUGCACAGCGCUCGCUUGUUAGUUUUAGGCUUGCAACUUAGUUGGGCUCAGCUCUUUAUGUUACACAACGCACAUACAUACAUACAUGCGUAGAUGUAUGUAAAUAUUUACUUACCAUUAUCUGUUGUUUGCAUUGCUUUAUAAUCGUUAUAUGAGAGGGGGUGCGUUCACAAAAGCAAAGGCAAAGCUUCAAUUUCAAAGGUAAAUUUUCCUAACUUCACAUCAAGUGAAACUCCAAAGAGAACUUCAAAACUUAAUUCGAAUGACAGUGUAUUAAACUUCUCCAAUUUCGCCGGAUUGAAAAUUGUAUUUUAUAUGUUAAAUUGUGUAUUUUAUGUUGAGUUGACACCGCAAUCGCAAGACGUUGAGAAAAUGAGGCUAGGAUUAAGUUCAGAUAAUCUGAUUAAAAAUGUUACGUUCAUGAAUAUCCUUCUAUAAAAUCUAUAAUUCUAAGUUCACUCUAAGUUCCAUUGUUGCGCAAAGUAUUUCUGCUUUAAGAAUAAUUAACUUUAAGCAACAAAUUUGAUUCUCGAUUCUAUUAACUGUCACGCUGCCAAGUUAACUUUAAUGUACAUUUCCUGUGACAGGUGACUUUUCUCAUAUAUACAUACAUACAUAUAUCAGAAAAUACAAUACUACAUGCAAUCUAUUUUACUAAUCUAGAUAUCAUAUAAUUUGGUUCAUAUCUUAAACAUCUGAAUGAAAGUACUACUUUAAAUGCCGAUCUUAGGCGAAUCGAAAUCAGUAAAUCAAAAUAUCACUAUAUACGACUAACAAUGAUAGAAUGGUAAUGUUGCUUAACUUGCAUUAUCGUCAACUAUAAGUGGGAAUGGUUCUGAACUUGCUUCGUUUACUGUUAAUGAAAUAUCUGCAUGUACAAAGUAUUCUAUUUUAAUUGCGAAGAUGGACAAUGAGUACUUCCGGCUGCACAAAUAUGUUACAUAUAUGUAUGUGUGUGCGUACAUACAUUACGAAAUUCCAGUGCAUCGUCCUAGAUUAGAUAAAGUUGUAUUCAAUAAGGCGCCCUCCAGUUUAAAGUGCUUUGUUUUAAUUGAUAACUACCGUCGGGUUAUUUCAAAGAAGCAUAUUAUAUUACACGAUAUGUAUACAGUAUAUAUUUUUAUAUGUUUGGCAUUUUUGCUGCGUUCUUAAUAGAUAAACGUAAUGCGUUCAUGAAACGCAAUCUACUCGUAUUUGAUAAAUGUUAUAGCCACAAA
Molecule: messenger RNA, 4274 nt
Organism: Scaptodrosophila lebanonensis
Lineage: Eukaryota; Metazoa; Arthropoda; Insecta; Diptera; Drosophilidae
Product: uro-adherence factor A
Exons: 7
Coding region: 50-2929 (959 amino acids)
Source: RefSeq, a predicted model, not a curated record